GUCCUCGGGUCUCAGUGGAGAUGGGUUAAGGCUGAAAAGUAGACCGCAGGAAGGAGGGAUUUUUCCACCCAAAAACAGGGAAGGAAUCGCAAUAUCUCAUGCAGGUGGAGAAGCUGCUCACUCACCGGAGAAGCCGCAUCAGAUAUUCGCUGCUCCAAAAGUAAUUUAGUGCUUGAGAGGAGACAUGGAUAUGGUUUCAGAGAAAAACAUGUUUAUUUAUUGAGUAAUUCCGUUUAGUAAGACAUGGAAGACUCCAACAUCAGCCAUGUGGUGAAGGCAAGCAUCCAUGCUGAGGAAAACUACGACAUGGACUACGGCAUCCCGCCGGAGGAGAUCCCAGACACCACGCAGGGUCAGGCCUUCUUUGUCGCCACCAUUGUGAUCGGUGGGGUCCUGGUGUGCAUCAUGCUGGUGUGUGGCUUAGGCAACUUCAUUUUCAUCGCCACUCUGACGCGAUAUAAGAAGCUGCGGAACCUCACCAACCUGUUGAUCGCUAACUUGGCCAUCUCCGACUUCAUCGUGGCGGUGGUGUGCUGCCCCUUCCUGGUGGAUUACUACGUGGUCAAGCAGCUCUCUUGGGAGCAUGGAUCGCUGCUCUGCGCUUCUGUCAACUAUCUUCAGACGGUUUCGCUCUACGUGUCGACAAAUGCUUUGCUUGCCAUCGCAGUGGACAGGUACAUGGCAAUCGUUCAUCCUUUGAGGCCACGCAUGAAGUACCAAACUGCCUACGGUCUGAUUGCCGGGGUCUGGAUAGUCUCCAUUCUCAUUUCAAUCCCUUCAGCCUACUUUGCAACUGAGACCAUGUACCCUCACAGCGGCACCUCACCCAUCACUCACAAGGUCUUCUGUGCCCAAAUCUGGCCUGUGGACCAACAAGCAUACUACCGCUCCUACUUCAUGUUCGUCUUUGCUCUGGAGUUCGUCGGGCCUGUGUUGCUCAUGGCUGUGUGCUACACCCAGAUCUCACGGGAGCUUUGGUUCAAGAACGUGCCCGGCUUCCAGACGGAGCAGAUCAAAAAGAGGCUGCGCUGUCGUCGCAAGACCGUGAUGGUUCUCAUCGGGAUAUUGACGGCGUAUAUUCUGUGCUGGGCACCAUACUACGGGUACGCAAUCCUGCGGGACUUUCAUCCGACACUAAUCUCUCGUCAAAAGAACUCCCUCGUGGCCUUCUACAUUAUCGAGUGCAUUGCCAUGAGCAAUAGCAUGAUCAAUACCUUCUGCUUUGUCAGUGUGAAGAACAACACAGUCAAGUAUCUGAAGAGGAUCGUUCUGCUGCGCUGGAAGUCCACGUACGCCCCCACAAAGACGGUAGACGAGAUGGACGUCAGAACCGUGACUGCGCCUGUAACAGAAGAAGUUGAAUGCAUUCAUCUGAGAUAGAGGACUUGUCUGUAAACGGCGCAUUCAGACUGAGUAAAAUGAUGCGUUCAGCUUCUUCCAAGGAUGUUCACUCGCACCCGUGAGUUUCACUGCACAUUUGCCAAAUUCCCGGAAGCUGACUACUGAGUAAGCCAAAUUAUCAGAUUGCUUUUCCGGCUGGAAAUCACUCUUGUUGCACUUAAUCCUCCAUAUUUGGAUUGCCGUUGCCACAGACCCGCCAAAACAUGGACUGACUGACACGUUGUGCGAUACUGUCUUCAACUUUUAAUGAGUAACACUUAAGCUCCUUGUGUUUAUCAAUUUUGUCUGGUUUGCUUUUCUCAAAUUCACAGGAAGUCUGAAGCAUUUGCAGCUCAUAUAUUAGUGUUGUUUCCUGUCAUUGAAAGGCAAAAACCAACUACUUAGACACGUCGAUGACAGAGCUAGGGAGACUAGUCAGACUACUUUUGGUCAGUUUUCAUCAUGAAAAACACACUUUGUUGGACGAGAUAAAUAGUAGUCCAGUUAAUAUAAUAUAAUAUAAUAUAAUAUAAUAUAAUAUAAUAUAAUAUAAUAUAAUAGAGUAAUGUAAUAUAAUUUUCGAACAAUUCUGUAUUUUUGUGAUGCAUGAUCUAAAAAAAAUGCUAUUUCACUAGAUGACCAAUUUCAAUGUGCUAAAUGAAUUUUGAAAGUUCCCCACAGAGCCAUUCAUCCAAUGUAACUUCUAACUUUCAUAAGUGGAUUUGCCUGUGUGAGAAUCAUUUUUACAAAUUCAAUGCCAACAUAAACAGCUAAGGAUAAUCAAUAUGAGUCAAUAUCAGACUUUUCCCAAGACUAUAAACCUGUAAAUUGUGAAUCUAUUAUUAUUAUUAUCUAUUAUAAUUAUUGUUAGUUUUCUGUUCUGUAGAGUGGUUGUUGGUUGCUUCCUGUAAAUUACAACUUCUGUAAAGUUGUAAAUAAUUCUGAAGACUUUUCAUGGUUGUUCAACAUUGUAGCACUGACGUAGUUGUGGUGACAUGGAUUCCAUUGUGUUGCUUUCGGUUGUUUCGGUCGCUAGCAUGCAAGUGAGUAAAACAUAGUGGUGGUCCGCAUUUGGGUGUAUGAUUUCUGUGCAAAAAUAGCCAACGUCUGUGAUGGUUUUUCUAGAUGUGAUGUUCUUGUUCUUGGGUCUUCGGUGUCACGGUA
This is a messenger RNA of Synchiropus splendidus (mandarinfish), 2544 nucleotides long. RefSeq names its product prokineticin receptor 1b (gene prokr1b). Gene Ontology annotation, molecular function: neuropeptide Y receptor activity. Gene Ontology annotation, cellular component: membrane. Gene Ontology annotation, biological process: neuropeptide signaling pathway. The transcript is spliced from 3 exons. Bases 244 to 1380 code for a protein of 378 amino acids. The record is from RefSeq and is a predicted model, not a curated record. NCBI's taxonomy places the organism in Eukaryota, Metazoa, Chordata, Actinopteri, Syngnathiformes, Callionymidae.